Messenger RNA from Cajanus cajan (pigeon pea), 2931 nucleotides. RefSeq names its product Myosin heavy chain-related protein. NCBI's taxonomy places the organism in Eukaryota, Viridiplantae, Streptophyta, Magnoliopsida, Fabales, Fabaceae. The record is from RefSeq and is a predicted model, not a curated record. Gene Ontology annotation, biological process: reciprocal meiotic recombination.
GAAGAAAGAGGGAUUCCUCUUCAGCACGUCAAGUUUCUCCUUUCGUUAUCCCAUUCCAAAAAAAAAACUCUGAAACCAGGUUUCUGCUUCUGCUUCAACUUGGCACUAUUAAUACUUUCAAAAUCUCUUGCAUCUCUUCAUCUAUUUGCUCCUUCCUUACUUUUUUCCUCCAAUCAAAUCACUCGCGCCUUCGCUUUUUCUCUUUUCUCUCUCUCCAUCGAUCGCAUCGAAACCAUGUUCUUCACCACACCUUCCUCCAACCUCCGCGCGCGAUUCUCCACCACGCCGCCACCUUCAAUCGGCGAUUAGCUUCGUCCAUGGCUUUCUCCGCUUCCACCUCUUCUCCGUGUCACUCGCAGUUGUUUUGCUCUGUUAGGUUCAAUAGGAGGCAUCGUAGUUGUGGUCGAGUAGGUUUCGCGUCGAACGGCGGAAGGAGAUGUCGUCGUUUACGGAACGGUGUUGGUUUGAGCGUUAGCGUUAGGUCGGUGUUGAACGACAAUAGGCGUAGCGUUGACGAUUAUGGAGCGGCGGAGUCUGCUAGGGUUUUGUUUGAGAGGCUGUUCGAGCAGACGCAGAACCGGUUUACCGGAGAGGAACCGGAUCUUCGGGUUCUGGAGUCGGAUCUGGAGGCGGCGCUGGUGGCGUUGAAGAAGAAGGAGGAUCAUUUGAUGGAGGCGGAGAGGACGGUGUUGUUGGAGAAUAGUAAGUUGAAGCUCACGAAGGAGGAGUUGGAGCGGCAAGAGACUGAGAUUGAGGCUGCUAGGGUUAGGUAUGAGAGGCUUGAGGAGGAAAUGAAGGAGGCUACUGCUAGAUUGGUUUCUCAGGCGAGCCGGAUUGAGGAGCUGAAGCUUAGGGUUAGGGAUCGGGAUCACGAGAUUGACGCGGUGUGGCAUGCGCUGAGGUUGAAGGAGGGGGAAGUGGAGAAAAUGAGGGUUGAAUUGGAGGUGAAGAGUAAGGAGGCUGUGGCGUUUGAGUCUGAGCUUAGGGAGAAGGGGAGGCUUCUGGAUGAAGCGAAUGAGGUUUUGAAGAAACAGGAGACUGAGCUUGAGGAACUGAAGAGGGCGGUUCGAGAGAAAGAGGAAGAGAUUGAGGUUUUCUUGGUUCAGAGGGAGGUUGAGAGGGAGAAGCUGAGGGUUUCCGAGGCGAAUUUGGAGAAGCAGGCGAUGGAUUGGUUGUUGGCGCAGGAGGAGCUUAAGAGGCUGGGAGAGGAUGCUGCGAGGCAUGCUGAGGAGAGUAGUGAGACGCUGGAUGAUUUCAGGAGGGUGAAGAAGCUUCUCAAUGAUGUGAGGUCUGAAUUGGUUUCGUCUCAGCAAGCGUUGGCGUCUUCUAGGAGCAAAAUGGAAGAGCAAGAGCGGUUGUUGGAACAGCAGCUGAGUGAUCUCGGGGAGCAAAGGGCAAGUGUCAUGUCAUACAUGGAAAAUUUAAAGGAUGCACAGACAGAAGUGGAGAGUGAGAGAACGAAACUUAGGGUUGCUGAGGUUCGGAACAAGGAGCUUGAACGGGAUCUGAAGAUGGAGAAGGAGCUCAUUAGUGAGUUAGAGGAGGAGCUGAAGAAAGAGAGAACUUCUUUGGAGCAGGCAAUCAAAGAAAUGGCUUUGCUUAAGGAAGAAUUAAAGAGAAAAAGUGAUGAAUUCAGAGAAACGAGUGCCAUUCUUCAGGUCAAAGAGUCGGAGCUUGUUGAUGCCAAGCUAGAAAUACAGCGUUUGAAAUCUGAAAAGGCUUCCCUUCAGGGUAUCUUGGAGGAGAAAGACUUGGAGCUUUCCAAUGCUAGGAAGAAGCUGGAGGAAGUUAAUCAGGAGAUCUCUGAUCUUAAGAUGCUUAUGAACAGUAAAGAAUCCCAGCUCAUUGAAGCAACCAAUAUGCUAAGGGAGAAAGAUGAGCAUGUGAAGAUAAUUGAGAACAAGUUGAAUGAUACUAACCAGAAGGCUUUCGCGGCUGAAUCAGUGGUGGAAAGAAUUUUAGAUCUCACAAACAAACUGGUUUCUUCCAUUAAGGAUGAAGACAUCAACUCAUCAAGACCACUAAAAGAUGAAAUGGGUAAUCAACUACUCGAGGAACUAAUGGUGGAACCUACUAAUGAAUCUAGAUGGCAACAAAAAAGACUUGAGAAUGAGCUUGAGUUGGCUAAGGAAACCUUAAAAGAAAAGGAGAUGGAAGUUCUUGCGGCACAGAGGGUUCUAACAAUUAAAGAUGAGGAGCUGAAAAUGACUCUUGCAAGAUUGGACGCAAAAGAGGUAGAGUUAAAAAAAGUAAGGGAAGAGGUGACAGAAGACUCUAAUGAUCUUAAAAGGCUGUAUGCUUUGGCACAGGAGAGAAUUGGUGAUAAGAGCCUAGGAGAUUUGGCAAUUGAGAAACUUCAGCUUGAGGCAGCUCAGCUUGAAGUUGAAGCUGCCACGGAUGCACUUCAAAAACUUGCCGAUAUGAGUCGACAACUUAUGAAUAAGGCUAUCCAGAGUGUUGAAGCUGAUAGCUACAUCAGUGUCGUGCAAAGUAAUGAUGAUAAAAACCCUGAUUCGAUCACAGAUAUCAAUGACUCUGUUUGUUUCACUGAGGUAAAAGCAAGAGUUGCCCGACUCUCAGCUUUGACUGAGCAGCUUGUGAUGGACGCGGGCAUUGUUGCUGCAAACUAAAAGAGCAGCUUUUGAAGAUGUGUUGUAUUUUGAUGUACCAAAGCCAUUGCAAGGUCAUAUAUAAAAUCUUCACUUUGUUUGCAAGAUAUGGUACAAUGUACAGAUAGCAAUCACGUGUAAUUUUGGUACUUUAGCUGUGGGGGAGAAAACUCAUUUUGUUGCACUAGUUACAUUCAGAGUGUAUUUGUUUUAGACAACAUAAAUAGGAUGGAAAGAUUUUGCAUUGCUGCUUUUCCCUAAUCCUAUCUUGUAUUAAAUAAAAUGACCACCGCAUAAAUCCAUAUCUACCUUCCUAGAUUGA